GAAUCAAUCAUCGGAUAGCCCUCCUCCUGUUUCCUACGCCUUCAUAGAUUGCAUAAAGGAAACAUCGAAAGAAAUCCCAAAUCCUUCGAACAAAUUUCAGCUACGCCCAAAUAUCAAGCUUAAUCUAUCGCUGUCACUCCUCAAUUGAGGAUGGAUCGGUGUGGCCGUGUACGGGCGCCUCGAAGACGCCCGGAGCUGCGAUGCCUAUUAUCCCUUGCAAUUGAACCUAUUGUUGGGUCUGGGAUGGCGCAAGCUACAAGGUGUACCAUGCCAUGAACUAGCCAACAUUAAACGUCAAUCCCCAAGGAAGAUUUAGAAAGUAUAUCUUUUUGUUGUUCAUAAUUAUCCACAGUGUCAUAUAUGGUUAAUUGAGGAUAUGUUGACUUAUAUCUAUUUUGGCCUAAUUGGCCUCGUUCUAUUCUGGUCAUUUCAAACAUGGUCCUCACUGCAGCGCAAUAUUGCGGCUGCGAAAGCAUCUGGUCUUCCAUACCGCAUAACCCUCAUAAGCGGUAUUCCUGGUUUUUUCUGGACUGCAACACACCGUCUCUUCCUUGAACCACUCCACGCUUACAAGCCCUCACGAAAAUGGUUGUGGCCAAAACUACUCCGUGUCCAUAGAAGCUGGUUUUAUGCCCAGGAAUUGAGGGAAAGUUUGGGGGAAGUCUAUCUCAUUGUCAGUCCUAGCCAGAUUUACAUGAGUUCCAGCAAUGCGGAAGCCAACAACCAGUUGACCGGUCGUCGUCUUGACUUCGUGAAGCCAGUGGAGAUCUACGUUAUCGUCGAUAUCUUUGGUCCCAGCAUUCUUACCACUGAAGGAGAGGAGUGGAAAAGACAUCGCAAAAUUGUUGCACCGGCAUUUUCAGAGAGAAGUAAUGCUUUAGUCUGGAAGGAAAGCUUGAGACAAACGAACGGAAUGCUGAACAUUUGGUCAAAACUGGAUGGGAAUGAAUCUAAUAGCAUGAAAGUCAAUGACACAGCUCCUUACACGGCGACAAUGGCAUUGCACGUCAUCUGCGCAGCUGGAUUUGGAGUGCGUCAAUUGUGGGAUGGAGAGGAUGAAGCCCAAUUAGGGAACAAAGUCGUACCAGGAUUCAACACGGCAGAAUUGCUACGCAGCCAUACCAUGACAUUCAAGGACUCUUUGAACACGAUGCUACAUGGGAUAUUGUGGUUGGUAAUUUUCCCUGUUAGUUUGCUAAAGAAAUCCCCCUUCGAGCUUCAUAAAAAACUUGGUCAGGCAUAUUUUGAAUGCAAAGACUAUUUCACCGAAUUGUCGGAAUACAAAUUGCGGCAGAUCGAACGCGGGGAGACGGAUGAGGGGUCAAUGGAUAUAAUGGGACCACUAGUGCAAGCGGCGGAGAAGACCAAAGAAGAUUCUAAUGGCCUGUAUCUCACAAAACAAGAGGUCAUAUCCGAUUCAUGGAUUGCACUUUUCGCCGGCCACGAGACCUCGGCCAAUGUCACUCAUUAUUGUCUCCUCUUUCUCGCGACCGAGCUUGACAAACAAGUGCAAUUACAGAAAGAUCUAGACUUUGUGAUCGGCUCUCGACCUUCAUUAGAAUGGACCUACGAAACAGACCUCAACCGCAUCUGGCACAGCAUGGUAGGCGCUACUAUCAACGAAACUCUCCGUGUCAUGCCACCCGUAAUCGACGUUCCAAAGAUAGUCCGAGGUGUACCACAACCUCUUACGUUUGGAGGAAAGAAGUACACUGUUCCAGCUGAUACGAUAAUCCAUAUCAGCUGUCUGGGCGCACAGCGCAAUCCCCGUUAUUGGCCUCACGCCCCCAGCAAACUCUCGACUAAGUCUCAUGAUUUAGACGACUGGGUACCUGAACGAUGGCUUCAGUCAUCCGGUAUCUCCACAGCAACAUCCCAGGAAACUGCAGCCGCCCAAGAAAUCGACGAAAACACAACAUCAUUCGAUACCUCUGGCAACGAAACUCUUCUCGUCCCACCUCGAGGCUCCUUCCUACCAUUCUCUGACGGGGCAAGAGCAUGUCCAGGCAAACGAUUUGCGCAAGUGGAAAUCACAGCUACGCUUGCAACGAUCUUUUCCAAGUAUACUUGUGAGCUGGAUGUUAGUGAAUGGGCUUCUGAUGCUGAAGUGAGAAAGAUGGGGCCAAAGGAGAAGAGGACAGUGUAUGAGAAAGCGAUGAAGAAGGCGAGGGAAACAAUUGCGAAGAGUGAGAGUGAGAUUUUCUUGAAGAUGAGGGGCACGGUACCGGUUAGGUUUGUACAGCGGGGAGGAGGUUUGUUUGACGACGUUUUUGUGUGACUUGAUCUGUGAGCAUCCUUCGCUAUCUGUUCAAUAUCUCAGUGUCUUAUAUGCUUUAAGAGCGUUUAGGUACC
Messenger RNA from Mollisia scopiformis, 2352 nucleotides. Its product is annotated as cytochrome P450 monooxygenase-like protein. The coding region runs from base 377 to 2278 and encodes 633 amino acids. The record is from RefSeq and is a predicted model, not a curated record. Gene Ontology annotation, molecular function: iron ion binding; heme binding; monooxygenase activity. NCBI's taxonomy places the organism in Eukaryota, Fungi, Ascomycota, Leotiomycetes, Helotiales, Mollisiaceae. The transcript has 6 exons.